Messenger RNA from Sphenostylis stenocarpa, 2265 nucleotides. The record is from the annotation of a GenBank genome assembly. NCBI's taxonomy places the organism in Eukaryota, Viridiplantae, Streptophyta, Magnoliopsida, Fabales, Fabaceae.
AUGGCUGCUACUCCUUCUUCUACUUACCCUUUUGGAGUUCCUUUCCACUCCCUGGGUCGAAGAGUGGAUUCCUCAACCUCCCUGUUCCCCCUCCACGUGGACCUCUCUACAAUUUCUAUGUCCCCUCGUUCUACUUCAAAGCACAAAAGGGACAUUGGGGUAAUUCCCCAACUGGAGCUUUCAAUGCCUUAUACUUCCAUACCGUGUUUGAUUGCAUUUGGAGGGAAAAAACAGAAUGAAGAGGGAAGAAUGGAGGGGACUAACGUCCCUUCUCACUUAGGAUUAGUUGAUCGAGUAUGUGCACAGCUUGAUAGUGAUGAUUACUACUGGGAGAAAGUUCCAACACCCAUUCUUGACAUGGUUGAAAACCCUUUUUGCUUGAAGAAAUUAUCUCUUAAGGAGCUGAAACAGCUAGCAGUUGAAAUCCGUUCAGAUUUGUCUUCUAUUAUGUCAGGUACACAAAUAUCACCUAAAGCAAGUAUGGCAGUGGUGGAGCUGACAGUUGCAAUACAUCAUGUUUUCAAUGCUCCAGUGGACAGAAUAUUGUGGGAUGCUGGGGAUCAAACAUAUGCACAUAAGAUUCUUACUGGAAGGCGAUCUCUCAUGAAAACAAUGAGAAGAAAGAAUGGUCUUUCUGGUUUUACUUCCCGAUUAGAGAGUGAAUAUGAUGCAUUUGGUGCAGGUCAUGGAUGCAACAGUAUUUCUGCUGGACUGGGCAUGGCAGUUGCCCGGGAUAUUAAGGGGAGGCAAGAACGUGUAGUUGCAGUUAUCAGCAAUUGGACAACUAUGGCUGGUCAGGCGUACGAGGCAAUGAGCAAUGCAGGAUAUUUGGACUCAAAUAUGGUUGUGAUUUUGAAUGAUAGUCGUCACUCUUUACUUCCAAAAAUUGAUGAGGGCCCAAAGACAUCUGUCAAUGCCCUAUCUAGUACCCUGAGCAAGCUUCAGUCCAGUAAAUCUUUCCGAAGAUUUAGAGAAGCUGCUAAGGGUGUUACAAAACGAAUUGGUAGAGGUAUGCAUGAGUUGGCGGCUAAAGUUGAUGAAUAUGCUCGUGGUAUGAUAGGUCCCCUAGGUUCUACUCUUUUUGAGGAGCUUGGGUUGUACUACAUAGGCCCAGUGGAUGGACACAAUAUUGAGGAUCUAAUAUGUGUUCUGCAAGAAGUUGCUUCCUUGGAUUCAAUGGGACCCGUGUUGGUACAUGUGAUAACUGAUGAAAAUAUUCAGAAAAGUGAUAUAACAAAUAGGCAACAAAAGGAUGAUCCUUUUAAAUCUGAUUCGUUAGAUAAUGUUGUUCGGCCUCGAACAUAUGGAGAUUGCUUUGUGGAGACUUUGGUUGCAGAAGCUGAGAAAGACAAAGAUAUUGUGGUUGUUCAUGCAGGAGUAACGAUGGAGUCAUCCCUUGAACUGUUUCGGGGGAAAUUUCCGGAUAGGUUUUUUGAUGUGGGAAUGGCUGAGCAACAUGCUGUCACAUUUGCUUCUGGUUUGGCAUGUGGUGGCUUGAAGCCAUUUUGCAUUAUACCUUCUUCCUUUCUGCAAAGAGCCUAUGAUCAGGUGGUACACGAUGUUGAUCAACAGAGAAUUCCAGUGCGCUUUGUCAUUACAAGUGCAGGGUUGGUAGGUUCUGAUGGUCCCCUCCAAUGUGGAGCAUUUGAUAUAACCUUUAUGUCAUGCUUACCAAACAUGAUUGUCAUGGCACCAUCUGAUGAGGUUGAACUCAUGCACAUGGUAGCCACUGCUACUCAUACCAACAACCAACCAGUCUGCUUUCGGUAUCCAAGGGGUGCCCUGGUUGGGAAAGGCUACACUGUAGGCGAUGAAUUCCCCAUCAAGAUAGGAAGAGGCAGAGUUCUUGUUGAGGGUAAAGAUGUUGCUUUCCUAGGAUAUGGAUCGAUGGUUCAGAACUGCCUAAAGGCUCAUUCGCUCCUUGCAAAACUCGGCGUUGAGGUGACUGUUGCCGAUGCAAGGUUUUGCAAGCCCCUUGACAUCAAACUUCUGAGGCAGCUUUGUAAAUAUCACUCUUUUCUAAUUACUGUUGAGGAAGGAUCUAUUGGAGGAUUUGGUUCCCAUGUUGCUCAGUGUAUUGCAGUUAAUGGACUACUCGAUGGAAGAAUUAAGUGGCGACCAAUUGUCUUACCUGACACAUAUAUUGAACAUGCAUCACCAAAUGAACAGCUUGACCAAGCAGGGUUGAGUGGACAUCACAUUGCUGCCACGGCAUUGAGUUUGCUAGGCCGUACACGGGAAGCUCUGCAAUUUAUGUGUUCCUGA